AUGGCCUCAAUAGCAGAAGCGUAUUCGCGCUUCUCAGCUUCCAGGCGGCCGAGCGAAGGAUCAACAACAUCGGCGCGCAGCGCAACCACCCAGCCAAACAAUGUCGACCCGGGCCGCCAAGACCCAGACGACCAAUUCGCCGCCCAGUGGCUCGCGCAGCAGCAACAACAACAACAGCAGCAGCAGCAGCAACAACAGAACAGCCAGCUCAGGCAGAUCGCACCUGCGCCGCGGCCUCCCUCUCCCGAGUAUGUACUGGCCGCCAGCUCUCUUCCGGUCCAGCCCGCCCGCGAUUACUCGGUAGAGCCUGCGAUGCACAAUGGCAUGGGCUCUCAAUUUCGCUUCCAGCCUCAACCCCAAAUGGUCCGACAGUCCCUCCCCGUCGACACGUUCAUGCCCGGCAACGGUCACCCCGGCCACCCCGGCCUCGCGAACCAGAUGAUGGAUCGCAACGACAGCCCAGCCCCAGACUCGGGACUCGAGAUGGGCACUGCACCCAACAGGGCGAGGUCAAACACGAACAACGACCAGGAGAUGCGCGAGCUGUUCACAAGGAAUAGCCACCGGUCGUUGCAGGAUGUGGCCACGGAGCUGCAUGGAAACGAGCGCGGCCCAAGCAGCGAGCGAAGCCGACAACUGUUCGCCAUGCUCUGGAUCAAGUCAUCCUGUCGAAAAGGCAAGACCUCGGUGCCUCGCAGUCGCGUGUAUGCUAGUUAUGUCAAGCGAUGCGCGCAUGAGAAGAUCGCUGUCCUCAACCCUGCCAGCUUCGGCAAACUUGUUAGAGUAUUGUAUCCGGGACUCAGGACGCGGCGUCUUGGGGUGCGCGGGGAGUCCAAGUAUCACUAUGUUGAUUUCGAGUUGAUCGAUGAAGACAUCGAUCUUGACGAAAUGCCGAGCCAGGCACCCGCUUCGGUCACAUCAGGGCCAAGUUUUGCUGAGAGCAUGAGGAUGAACAACACGACGCGGCCCUCAACAGCUGUAGAAGUCGAAAAGCCCUCACUCUCUCCGGUUGAGGACGGCCCUGUCGACAGUCUCAAGAUCGAAGCUCCUAGAGGCGGCGGGUCCCAUGAGCACAAGCAUGCUAUAUAUAACCACCCACAGGUCCAGACAACGGCGGAGCUGGGCGGAACCGGAAGCAGAACCUCCAAGCUCCUCUCCCUGCGGCUAGAAGACACAUCCCAAACACCAACACGUCUGACCCUGCCCGCGAUUGAGCCAUACCUUCCUCAAGGCACCGACAUCGACGCUGCGAAAUCCCUGGAAGCGCUCUAUUUGUCACAUUGCACUUCUCUGAUUGAGUGCAUACGGUUUUGCAAGGAGAAGAAUUUCUUCCACCUCUUCACCGCGUUCCAUGGAACGUUGACGGUGCCGGUGCAGAAGCUGCUGGCUAAUCCCGCCCUGGAGACAUGGAUUGAGCAGUGCGAUCUUCGCAUGUACCAAAACAUGAUGCAGAUAGUUUCUGUCGUGGCCCUUCAGGUCAUCCCACCGUACGGCCUGCAGAGUCUGCGAAACAUCUCGGAGAAGCUGGUGUCUCACAUUCGGCGAUCCUUCGAGGGCCAGCCCUACCAUAUCUUCAGGGCCAAGGAGGCGCCCGCCGCUCUUUUUGCUGAUCUGCUGGACCGGGCGUUGAGGGUCAACACGACUGCUCACGCCACCGCCAACUUCCUGCACAACCACGCAAACCGCACACAGAUGUAUCUCGACUUUAUUACAUUUGUCCGACCUAGGAAGAUCGCACAAUGCGUGCCCGUGGAAGGCAUGGAGGAUGUUGUGCAGUUACUUGUCUCGGACAUCAGGCAGUUGCUCGACCCCAGGGAUGUCCCGUUGGAACUCGAGCAAUGCACCGUGCAAGGAGACUAUCACCGCCAGAACCCGAAGCCCGAGGAACCCGAGAGCCAGGACUGGACAAAUUCCGCAAACAUCCUCGACCGCUGGGUGGACUUCCUCCGGACCCUUUCAAGUCGAUUCCCAUAUGCCUCGGCUGCGGAUAUCGUGCUUUUUGUCCAGACCAUCGGCACGACCAUGGUGCGAGACCUGACAAUCAGCAGCGCCGACAGCUUUGGGGCGUGGUGGUGCCUGAAGUGCUUCCUGGACGAGAUGGUUUGGUUCCUGGCCGAAAAGGGCGGGUUCAUGAAGCAAAACAGCACGCGGGCCGUCGGACCAACGAAGAGGAAGCAGGAUGAGGAGCCCGCCGGGGGCGAGAAGCGCAAGAGCAUGCGGUACAGCACCGGCAGCGCCAGUGAUGACCCGAUACUGGCGCUGAUGGAGAGCGCGCAACCAGUCUUGGGUGGCGGCGGCCCAAACGGUGACCACCAGGCUGUCCUCGACAUGAGCGCGGCCAAUUACGAUGAUAGCGGCAUCUCAUUGCGGAUGUCGGGCGAGGACUCGCCCAUGAGCAAGUUCACCUCUCACUUGGACAGCCAGAGGCUGCACGACGGGAUCCAGAACACUACGAACGGCCUGAGUUGA
Messenger RNA from Diaporthe citri, 2469 nucleotides. RefSeq lists its product as uncharacterized. NCBI's taxonomy places the organism in Eukaryota, Fungi, Ascomycota, Sordariomycetes, Diaporthales, Diaporthaceae. Gene Ontology annotation, molecular function: RNA polymerase II cis-regulatory region sequence-specific DNA binding; DNA-binding transcription factor activity, RNA polymerase II-specific. The record is from RefSeq and is a predicted model, not a curated record. Bases 1 to 2469 code for a protein of 822 amino acids. The transcript is spliced from 4 exons. Gene Ontology annotation, biological process: regulation of transcription by RNA polymerase II.